CCGGAGUCCAUCGCCGGCGCACUUCGCUAGUUCCUGUAGCAGUACCAAUCCCCGGGAGAUGGAACGAAGGAUUUUUGUUGGAAAUUUGCCGACGUCUGACAUGGAUAAGAAGGAUUUGAUUAAUCUUUUCAGCCCAUACGGAAAGAUAUGUGGUCAGUAAACACUUAAUCAUGUGCAACAAAGUUAAUAACUGUAAUUUAAAGACAAUUGUCAAAUUAGCAACUUUUUUAACUUGACUCUUGAAGCUUGUAACACUGUAACUUAAUUCCCACCAUGCUUGGCUAAAUGGGUAGGUAUCUACUCCAGUAUUUUUCUUGUAGAACUUAAAAUGUCCUUUUUUCAGGCGUUUCCCUGUUGCGUGGAUAUGGAUUUGUACAAUUUGAACGUGUAGAGGAAGCGGAAUCUGCAAAGCUGGCCCAAAAGGGUCGAAUUUAUAAAGGGUAUAAAAUAGGUAAGCCUUGACUGCACCCAGUCUGACUAUACUUUCUGUACAAUACAUGCAGAGAAUAAAUGCUGAUACACAAGUUUACAUACACCAUGAGAGGACAUACUAUGUACUUGUUUUGUCUUAAGUCUGUUAGUCCCCGGUUUACGAAUGAGUUCUGUUCCUAGGCUGGCAAUCUAACCCGGAUUUCCGCACAUGUCUGAAUUACCCCUUUAAAUACCUCAAAACACAAUCUAAUUAAAAAAAAAAAAAAAGACUAUCCAUAAAUAUGUAUUAAACUGUACGUCAUUGUACUACCCUCGUCAAGACGUUGGAGCUAAGUCCAAGCUAUACAGUGAGCUUAGCUCUGAAAUGACGAUGUCAGACGUAGGAGUGGGAAUCUCAGGGCACCUCUCGAUACGAUACGAUUCGCGAUACAAGGCUCAUUAUAACGAUUAUCUCACAACAUCGCGAUACAGCGAUUACCGAUAUAUUGGUCAGAAAAUUGAUACAUGAUAUUCUACAAUUCAACUGUUAAAACGAAAAACAAGAUAUUUUGAAAUAGAAAAAAAAUUACUGUUGAGUCAUUUAUUAGUGACACAUUUUCUGUGCAACAUUGUAGUAAAAUAUUAAUCUACUACAAUUUUUUUUACCUGCACAUAUAGAGGAACCACAGCCACUGAUAUCUCUUGGCGAGAUGAUGAAUGGCACCCUUAUUUCUUUAAAAUUUUAAAUCUUUUAAAUAGGGCUGUCAAAAUUAUCGCGUUAACGGGCAUUAAUUAUUUUUUAAAAUUAAUCACGUUAAAAUAUUUGACGCAAUUAACGCACUGGCCCCGCUCAGACAGAUUUAAAUGUCAGUACAGUGAAAGGCCAACUUGUUAAUUGUGUUUUAUGGAGUUUUUCCGCCCUCUGCUGGCACUUGGGUGUGACUUGCAUAUAUUAUGUGGCGUAAUGUCGCCCUCUGCUGGCGAUUCAGUGCAGCUGAUUAUUUGGGUUUCGGCGCGCUUUUCUGACGUGAUUAUAUGUCGACGCGAACUCACACUAAUAGACAGUGCUAUUCAGAGCAGCUAACGUCCGCAUCCAGUAUUCAGUGGCAGUUCUCAUAGCCCCAUCACACUGUUUGUGUCUAAUACAUGCAUCGCUUGUGAGUUAUAUUCCUCCUUUGUUUAUAUUCAUGAGCAUUAGAUAGUUAUUGAUGAUGUGUAUUUGAAUUUGUUCACAUAUAUGGUGAAAUGCAGUUACAUUGUUAGAUGCUUGUGAGCUAAUUGGCUAGUGCUACUGCUCAAAUGGACACGUGUGUGUACAUUUUAUGUUAUUUUGUGAUUCAUGCAAGUUAUUGACACAUUGCCUUGUUAUUUUCAGUUUUACAAAAAUACAAGAAACGUGCGCCUGUCAAAAAGAGAUGACUUCAGUAAAGCCCAUGCAACUUUGCCACACCGUCUGAUUUCUUUUUGGAACUUAUGUUCGCUAUCUGUCAGUUUGUGUACUCACACACAUUGAGGACAGAAUAGGGCUACUAGUUUAUUUUUUGAUUGAAAAUUUUACAAAUUUUAUUAAAACGAAAACAUUAAGAGGCGUUUUAAUAUAACAUUUCUACAACUUGUACUAAUAUUCAUCUUUUAAGAACUACAAGUCUUUCUAUCCAUGGAUCACUUUAACAGAAUGUUAAUAAUGUUAGUGCCAUCUUGUUGAUUUAUUGUUAUAUUAAACAAAUACAGUCCUUAUGUACCGUAUGUUGAAUGUAUAUAUCCAUCUUGUCUUAUCUUUCCAUUCCAACAAUAAUUUACAGAAAAAUAUGGCAUAUUUUAUAGCGUUUGAAUUGCGAUUAAUUGCGAUUAAUUACGAUUAAUUAAUUUUUAAGCUGUAAUUAACUCGAUUAAAAUUUUUAAUCGUUUGACAGCCCUACUUUUAAAAUCUUUAACACUGCUGUAGGUGUCGGUUAGCAGUUGUGCUUGUAGUGUGGCAAUGAUAGAAUUGUUGCUUCUCUUUUCUUCAUACAUGACCGUUGUUGCCACAAAAAUUGGUUUGAGCACUUCCACCAUCUGCUUCAGCAUCCGACUUGUCGGACUCGGUCAGUCACAUUCUUCCUCACCUUAACAACAAAAUAAAACAAAAAAUAUUAGCUUUUGAGUUGAAAUCCUGUUUUUUUAGUGUUGGGAGUAUUGAGUGAAUUAAAAAAUAUGAAUUGAAUGGAUAGAUAGAUAGAUAGAUAGAUAGAUAGAUGUUUAUUUAACAGACGCAAUGUCCAAUUCACAACAACACAACACAAGAGACCAAACACAUAAUAAUAAAAAACAAUAACAAGUGGACUACAAUAAACGACACUGGGUCUUCUAGCGACUCACUUUUAAAAGGCACAUUUACCAGUGCUUCCAAAUUCGUGACAAGUAGCGUGUAAAACUGCAAAAUAUUAGUCGGGCCCAACACAAUCACAUUUUUAGAACCAUUCAGAUGACCAGUAAAAUUAAACAUGAGAAUCCUUAAAACAGACUGAAGGGUAUUCACCCAAGCUGCUACAAACAUAUCUGAGGCAUUAUUCCAUCUGGCCCUUUUCAACAAGUUUCUCAUAGUCAUUAAAUGCCACCUGAACUUCCUGAAGUCUCUGUUAACUUGGCUUUGUUAUAAUUAGACCACAGAUGCACAGUGUAGAGGGGUGUACAAUAGGCCUUUAACAGGGCCACCUUGACCUCAUCAGAGCACUGACCAAAUUUACGGGAAGGGAUGUUAGCUUGGACAUAUAGAACGACACUGACGAAGUAUGUACUCAUUGUGAGCGUGUCUGUGAUCAUAUGACAGAGAUAUUUCAACUGACUGCAGGACUUUAACACCUGACCUGACAACCCAAAAGUCAAGGAAGACCAACCGUUUGUCCUCAUUUGUCCUCACGAUCACAACGACACUCUUAGCAUCAUUGAAUUUUAUAUCGUGUAACUCCCUGUACCCGGCACCUACAGUGAGCAGCUUUGACGAGCUGAAUUCGGACUGGUAAGCACACCGUCGUCUGCAUACAUAAGACGGUUUACCAACAGCCAUGCAACCAGUUUUACACCUGCUUAACUGCUUUGACAAAUCAUUCAUAUAAAAAUGUAACAUUGGAAAUGGGAUGCUCCCCUGUCUAACCCCAUUGGUGACUUGGAAGGGGGCAGAUACCCCGUCAUCCCACUUCACCUGCAUUGGAAACACCUGCUUAGCUUAAGUUGUUGAACAACUUCCCAUGGUCCACACGGUCAAAAGCCUUGGAAGCGUCCAAAAACCACAUAAGCACAGAAGAAUUUUUACUUAUAUAUGUAUUUACCAAUUUUUUGGAACGUAAAUGCACAUAUCCGUGCCAUGCUUAUGUUUAAAACCAAACUGAUUACCCGUUGAGCUCAUUAAUGUGUUAACUGUCUCUAGUAGGAUGAGUUCAAAGACCUUAGAGAGAACACUAGCGAGGACGAUGGGUCUAUAAUUGUCAGAGCUGCACGCUUUCCCUGCUUUGUCCUUGAUGACGGGGAUCAUCAACACUUCAUAGAGUCAGGAAGAUAGCCAUGGACCAUAAAGGAUGUAAAGCAGAGUGCGAGAAAUGGAGCAAGCCUUGGACUAGCAUGCCUUAGAUGUUCGGCAGAUAUAGAGUCCAUGCCUGUUGAUUUAUUAACUGAUAAGUUCUUUAUAACCUGAUACACCUCAUGGGUCUGAAAUGUGCACACACCUUCAUUUGCGCCAGAGAAGCCAUCACUCGUACAGGAUGUAAAUAUGGCAGUGGAGCGACGGUCAGCUAAACCUCAUUCCCAGCAGAGCCCUCCACGCAGGGCAUUUGGCGGUUACGGGGACGGCAAAGAGCCACGGCCCAGGUCCCGCUCACCAGUUAACCCUCGCGAGUCCCGCGACCGUGACUCACGCGACCCCCGAGAUCGCGACAACCGCGAAGGACGUGAUGGGAGGGGCUCUCCAGGUAGGGAACCCAGACCAGGAAGCCACCCUCGUGACCAUGAGUACCGUUUUCGCGGUUCCGAUGGCAGAGACAAGGACCUGAGAGGACCACGAGAUCCUGCCUAUAAUAGAGUGGAUUAUGACCGUCACUACCGUGGUGGAAACCCUGGUGAUGACUACUACAGAAGGAAGGAUGAACCAUUUAGGGACCAGUACAGGAACCCUUGGAAUGGACGUCGGGAGGUUGAAGAUGAUCGUGUUCGCCCGGAGGAGCGAAGGCGUAACGAGUUGUAUCGACAGUACUACGAAGAACUGCAGCGGCGCCAGGAAACUGAUCGCCCAGUCGACUGCUCCGUGAUUGUUGUCAACAAGGCCCAAAACCGGGAGUAUGCAGAGACUGUUGGGCGCAAAGUGCACGACUUGGGCAUGGUCGUGGACCUGAUCUUCCUGAACACAGAAGUGUCACUGACACAGGCGCUGGAGGACGUGGGCCGCGCUCGCACACCCUUUGCAAUCAUCAUUACCCAGCAGCACCAGCUGCACCGAUCCUGCACAGUCAACAUCCUGUUCGGCACCCCUCAAGAGCACCGCAACAUGCCGAUGCAGGAUGCCAUGAUGCUGAUUGGCCACAAUUACGACACUUAUAAGAUGGAGAACCGUGAGAAGGAGCGUGAGGAGAUAGCGCGCAAAGCCGCUAAAAUGGCUGACGACGUGCUUUUUCGUGACCCCGACCGCGAGACCCACCCGGUCACCGUACUAACGUCCAUCACGCUACUGGCAGAGAACAGGUUUUUAACGCCCGAAGAACUGGAAGGUAUGAUCGCGUAUCUCACUGACAAACGUGCUCGACUCGUCCGAAAUCCUGUGGACCCGCUUGCAGCCACCGUCCUUCCCCCAGCCGCUGAUGUGCCGCCUGCAUUGGGAAUGGGGACACCAGGACUGGCUCCUCCCCUUACUGCCCGUGUGGCACCGCAGCAGUCGGGCCACUUGGCGCCACAGCAGUCGGGCCACUUGGCGCCACAGCAGUCGGGCCACAUGGCGCCCCAAGCCAGUCUAAUGGCGCCCCAAGCCAGUCUAAUGGCACCGCAGCAGACUGGCAUCAUGGCUCCCCAGUCCAGCCACAUGGCUCCCCAGUCCGGCCACAUGGCUCCCCAGUCCGGCCAAAUGGCUCCCCAGUCCGGCCAAAUGGCUCCCCAGUCCGGCCACAUGGCGCCCCAAUCUAUGGCGCCACAGUCGACACCACUGAGCGCCCAGACCAACUCCAACCAGGAGCUCCAGGCCAAAAUUCUCAGCCUGUUUAAGAGCACCGCAACUUCAAGCGCCUCCUCGACCACUGCACAGUCUCAAGACUACGGCUCAGUGCGGGCCAGUGGGACGGCAGCUCAGGGCUACGCUGCUCCCAUGGGCCGCGCCGCCGCCGCCUCCCCGGGUGGUCCGAGAGCCGGUAACUCUUCUGGCGGUAUCAAUUUUGAUAACCCGAGUGUUCAGAAAGCUCUGGACACUUUGAUCCAGAGCGGACCGGCUCUCAACCACCUGGUGAACACUGGCGGCCUGGCACCACAACAACAGCAGCCGCAGCAGCAGCAACAACAACUGCACCACCAAUCCCAAAUACACCAACAACAAUCUCUUCAAGCAGGUCGGGCAGCUGCCAAUUUGGGCCAAAUGCCACAAAUGUACCCUCGACAUUACUAAGUACAGUAUCCGGAGAUAUAAUAGAUGUGUUUUGUAAGCAAUUUUAACCCUUAUGUUCAUUUUUUGUGGUUGUUGUUAGUUUUUUUUUUUUUUUUUUUUUUUAAUCAUGGCUGUGAAUAUUUGCAUCCCAUCUGUUGCUAUUAAGACAUUUGUGCAGUUUUCACUCAGCAUGUGUUUCAGUUAAUAGACUCCUUUUAUGUUUAUUAAAAAAGUCGCCACACAACUGCUGUAAUAAAAUGGUAUUGGUUUAUUGCAUUUUGUGCUGACAAAUCUAUAAAAUAGAACGGGUAUCAUAGCCAGAAGCCAUAGAGAUAGAAGCAUUUGAAAUGCAAGAUAAAACUACUUUUUUUUUUUUUUUUUUUAAUGUACCAUGAAACACAAUAGCGGGAAUACAUGUUGACUUGUUUUCUUCUUUUUUUUUCAUCUUCAAACCAUAGAAUAUUUAACUGACACUGACACAUAAAAUAAACACUUGCACACUAACUGUAUUUAAUUUAUUUACAGGUAGCCCACACUCUUGCCACCCCACCCCACCCCAGCACAUGUGCAAAACACAUUCCACCCCACAGAACCUAAAGGAACAAUACAGCUUUACUGCACAAUGACCAAUUCUUAAUUGUAAAAUCUCUUGUAGUUGCGAUGUGUGUUUUCAGUAGAGUAUAUAAUCUACACUGUUUUCAAGCAUCCAUAAAAAAUGUUCCCUCAAUUCCAGUGAAUUAAAAACAAGGUCAGGAAUAUUGAAGUGUACAUUAUGGGUGGCCAAGAGAGAUUUCAAAUAUUGAAAGAAGACAACUUUGUAUCAAAUCAGCAUGUGGUCUAAGAUUCAGGUCUUUGGAACACCUUUGAUACGCUUAACUCAUUGGCUGCCAUUUUUGUAAAUGACAGGAAAUUGUUGUUUUAAGAAAAUUGAUAAGGCAAAUAUGAUAGUUUAAAACCAGCAAUGGCUCUACAAUUGAACCUUGUGAGAUUCCUUUUUGCAUCUAAUUCACUGGAGCACAUAUCUGCACAAUAUGUCCAUGUAUAUAUGUAUAUGUUUAUAUAGUUAACAUAAAUAUACUUUGGUUGUCA
Messenger RNA from Corythoichthys intestinalis (scribbled pipefish), 7096 nucleotides. RefSeq names its product nuclear receptor coactivator 5 (gene ncoa5). The transcript is spliced from 9 exons. The record is from RefSeq and is a predicted model, not a curated record. Gene Ontology annotation, molecular function: RNA binding. Bases 4157 to 6028 code for a protein of 623 amino acids. Lineage: Eukaryota; Metazoa; Chordata; Actinopteri; Syngnathiformes; Syngnathidae. Gene Ontology annotation, cellular component: nucleoplasm. Gene Ontology annotation, biological process: regulation of signal transduction.